This is a messenger RNA of Papaver somniferum (opium poppy), 1081 nucleotides long. RefSeq names its product 2-C-methyl-D-erythritol 2,4-cyclodiphosphate synthase, chloroplastic-like. Gene Ontology annotation, biological process: terpenoid biosynthetic process. Gene Ontology annotation, molecular function: 2-C-methyl-D-erythritol 2,4-cyclodiphosphate synthase activity. Lineage: Eukaryota; Viridiplantae; Streptophyta; Magnoliopsida; Ranunculales; Papaveraceae. The record is from RefSeq and is a predicted model, not a curated record. The transcript has 3 exons. Bases 71 to 793 code for a protein of 240 amino acids.
ACCUGGAUUAUAAAAUUCUGGUUUUAAUCCAAACAAACACUAAAAAAAGCAAAAAGCUUCAGGAUUUUCAAUGGCCAUGGCUACUUCUCCAGUUUUCUCCUCAGUAGUCCUUCCCGCCAAAACCCCAACAACAAUUAGGUCAAAAUCACUAACCCCCUCUGUUCCAUCCUCCAUUUCUUCAACUUGGGUUUCAUUUUCACAAAACAAAAACAACUAUUUUCAUCUUCAAUCAUCAAAAAAGAGUGAUUUUAAGGUAUUUUCAUCAACUACUGAAGUAGUUAGAGAAACAGUAGCUAAAAAACCAUCAAAGGUGUUACCUUUUAGAGUUGGUCAUGGAUUUGAUCUUCAUAGAUUAGAACCUGGUUACCCUUUGAUUAUUGGGGGUAUUAGUAUUCCUCAUGACCGUGGUUGUGAAGCUCAUUCUGAUGGGGAUGUGUUGCUUCACUGUGUUGUUGAUGCAAUUUUGGGUGCCUUAGGGUUACCAGAUAUUGGGCAGAUUUUCCCAGAUAAUGAUCCUAAAUGGAAAGGUGCUGCUUCAUCUGUCUUUAUCAAAGAAGCUGUGAGGCUCAUGGAUGAGGCUGGUUAUGAGAUUGGAAACUUAGAUGCCACCUUGAUUCUGCAAAGGCCAAAAGUGAGCCCGCACAAGGAGAAUAUCAGGGCAAACUUGUCUGAGUUGCUUGGGGCUGAUCCAUCUGUUAUCAAUCUCAAAGCGAAAACUCAUGAGAAGGUUGACAGCCUUGGAGAGAACCGCAGUAUUGCAGCUCACACCGUGGUACUUUUGAUGAGGAAGUAAGAGAGGGCAAUAGAGAGAACGAGAGGAGAGAUUUUCUCCUCCAAACCUUGUAGUCUUUAAGUUGUAAGAAUUCUACGAUUCUCAUUCUUACAGGGACCUCAUUUCCCUAUCACGCCAGAUGGAAAAAUAGAAAGAAAAAAAAUGAAGGACCAUGGCAUUGAUGGCCCGUAAUGGCCUAAUGUUAAAGCUCCCAUGUAAUGUAUUGCACUUGUUGGUAUAGAAAAUCAUUUUGGGUGUCAAGGACUACUUGUGUCUCCUCUAUAUAUAAAUAUAUGUGAAUUUCCUGAA